CAAAAUUUGAAAUAAAAACAAACAAGUGUGAAUGAAAUUUAAUUAAAUUAACAGAAAAAGUGAAAUAUUAAGUGAAAUUUUGAAAAAAAUUAAAGUACGACGAACACCUUCUCGGAGUGAUUGGCAUGAAAACGGUGAUUUAAUACGAGCAAACAUGUCGACGACAACAACAACAUUGACAUUGGCAAUUAUCAAGCCUCACGUUUUAAAAAAUCCCUUCGCACUGCGCUGCAUCAAGCGUGCAAUUAAGGAAAAUCAUUUUACGAUCCGGAUACAGAAAACGAUUAGAAUGGACGAAAAAUUAGCGGAAAAAUUCUACGCUGAGCACAAAGGACGCUUUUUCUACAACAGACUCGUCGAAUUUAUGUGCAGCUCGCCGAUGGAAGUCCUCGUACUCGAAAGAUUCGACGCGAUUAACAAAUGGCGCGAAAUGUUGGGACCCACAAAAACCUUCAAAGCAGUUUAUAGUCAUCCUGAUAGCAUAAGAGCACUUUAUGGGUUGUCAGAUACGAGAAAUGCGUGUCAUGGAAGCGAUAGUAUAGAGAGCGCGCUGAAGGAGAUUCGAAUAUUCUUUCCGGAUUUUAAUUCUCAUGUAAAAGAAGAUCUUCAAAAAGGAUAAAUUUAAAGGAAAAAAAAUGCCAAAAAAUUA
Messenger RNA from Culicoides brevitarsis, 649 nucleotides. RefSeq names its product nucleoside diphosphate kinase 6 (gene nmdyn-D6). The record is from RefSeq and is a predicted model, not a curated record. Gene Ontology annotation, molecular function: nucleoside diphosphate kinase activity. The transcript has 4 exons. NCBI's taxonomy places the organism in Eukaryota, Metazoa, Arthropoda, Insecta, Diptera, Ceratopogonidae. The coding region runs from base 155 to 619 and encodes 154 amino acids. Gene Ontology annotation, cellular component: cilium. Gene Ontology annotation, biological process: cilium movement; GTP biosynthetic process; CTP biosynthetic process.